CCCAAAAUGUAAUCGGGCUUAAAAAUUUGAAGCCCGCCUUUGACCGGGGUUCUUAACUGACCUUCUCCUUCAACGCCAGUAUUCCCGAAUACUCGACGCACGGCGGCUGAUAAGUGUAGGUUUUCGCCAUUUCUACCAGGUGGUAAGAGGCAAGAGCUUGUUCUUUCUUACGAUCAUGAGCAUGAGCAUGUACGGAGGGAUGCGGACCUGCGCAAAGUUGUUGAGGGCUUCUGAAGCUUCUCUAUUGAAAUCAGGAACUAGAGGGUUCCACUCAAGUGGAGUGAAAAGAAUGAGUGAUCACGGCCACGAUGAACCAGCCUACAUGCAUGCCAAACACAUGUAUAACUUGGACCAGAUGAAAAACCAGAAGUUGCAGGUGAGCCUUGGAGUGCUUGCUGCCUUCAGCAUUGGCGUGGGUGUUCCGAUUUGGGCUGUCAAUUUCCAACAGAAGAAGACAUCCUCUGGUUGAGAUGGACAAAUGCGGGAAUAAGAGACGCAAAACAGUGCAGUCCGGACAUUCUCUUGGAUCCAUUUGUCAUUUACUUCUCUUGUUAAAAGUAAGUGGUGCAUUUGUUUGAUAAAUUUUAUGUUAACCUAUCAUCGUGGCACAUAAGAAUCAGAUUUGAGCGUUAAAGUUUCCGUUUUCCCUUUCGGUUCAGUUCUUUCACAGCUUUAUGCAAUGGCAGUUAAGCAGACAAUAAAAGGAAAUCUUGAAUUUUGGAUGCCAAA
Pyrus x bretschneideri (Chinese white pear) is the source of this 729-nucleotide messenger RNA. RefSeq lists its product as uncharacterized. The transcript has 3 exons. NCBI's taxonomy places the organism in Eukaryota, Viridiplantae, Streptophyta, Magnoliopsida, Rosales, Rosaceae. The record is from RefSeq and is a predicted model, not a curated record. The coding region runs from base 176 to 469 and encodes 97 amino acids.